AUGAAGCGCAUUGCAAGCCAACACAUGCGCCGCUCCCUGCUGUCGCCGCGGUCUGUCCGCCUGUUGUCGCCCGCUUCCUCGAUAGCCCCCUCCCGCCGCUGUUUCGCCCUGUCGACUCGCCUCGGACAAGAUGCUCCCGUGACAGCACCACCACCCACAAUCGACACUCCCUCUGCCGACUCUACCGCCUCGUACACAAACGUUGGCCGCACCUCACGAAGGGCUUCUCGCGUAACCUCGCCCAAGCUCAGCGCUCUCCACGCCCGUCUCUCGCUCCCGCCGCGCUUCCCCGUCCAGUCCCUAGCACGCUGUCUAGUACAUCCUUCGGCCGACCGCAACCCCCAGAAGAACAAUGCCUCUCUCGCCGUCAUUGGCCAAGACCUGCUCGCCUACUACACCGCCGAAUGGCUGUUGUGCAACUACCCUCGCCUCCCCAUGCAGGUCCUGUUCGCCGCCCAGUAUGCCUACUCGGGUCCCAAAACCCUAUCGGCCAUGCGUGACGAAUGGGGUGUAGAGUCUGUCGCUGCCCCUGGUGUAGAAGUCGAUCCCGGUCUCCUGCAAUUUGUUCGUCAAAAGCCCGGCAACGCCAUGGCCGAAGGUGCCAUGGUUCGCCUAAAGGACAUGCCCGAGAACGACUCCAAGCCUGCCUCUGCCCGUCCCAACUCACUCUUCAACUACCGUCGCGGUGUCUCGUCCCGUAUUGUAUACGACAAUCAGUUCGGCGACUUGCAAGACAACCCUGACUCCUCCUCUACCUCGUCCCAGAGCCCCGAUGGCGCCGUCACUACCGAAGAAGCCUCGGCCAGCUUCAUCAACGCUGUCUUCGGCGCCCUCUACCUACACGCUGGUGUCCAAGCCACACAGGCCUUCCACCAGGCUCACAUCCUCUCGCGUCACAUUCCCCUGCAUACCCUCUUCUCUUUCACCCACCCAACUCGCGAUCUCUCUCGCUUGUGCGCACGCGAGGGCUUCGAGCCGCCCGUUGCACGCCUGCUUUCCGAGACUGGUCGUCACUCCCGCAGUCCCGUUUUCGUCGUUGGCGUGUACAGUGGUAGCGACAAGCUAGGAGAAGCUGCUGGCUCAAGUCUGGACGAGGCCCGUGUGCGUGCCACUGCUGCUGCGCUUCGCUCGUGGUACCUCUACUCGCCUCCUCGCGAGAACAUUGUUCUGCCCAGCCAUUCCGCCACCACUCAAUGGAAACCUCAAAUGAUCGACAUUGGCGAGAUUGUCACUUGA
This is a messenger RNA of Aureobasidium vineae, 1236 nucleotides long. The record is from the annotation of a GenBank genome assembly. Lineage: Eukaryota; Fungi; Ascomycota; Dothideomycetes; Dothideales; Saccotheciaceae.